Messenger RNA from Lathyrus oleraceus (garden pea), 1077 nucleotides. RefSeq names its product F-box protein At2g39490. Gene Ontology annotation, molecular function: protein binding. The coding region runs from base 60 to 896 and encodes 278 amino acids. The transcript is spliced from 3 exons. The record is from RefSeq and is a predicted model, not a curated record. Lineage: Eukaryota; Viridiplantae; Streptophyta; Magnoliopsida; Fabales; Fabaceae.
UUAUAUAUCUUAACUGAUUAAAAAAAAGCAUAAAAAAACAUUUCCAAAAAACAAGUUCCAUGGAAAAAGACAAUAUAACAAAUGAUUUUGUAAGCAAUUUACCAAAAGAAAUUCUUGGUCACAUAGUUUCUUUUCUACCAAAUGAAUCAUCAAUGGAAACCAUCCUCAUUUCAACAAAGUGGAGAGACUUAUGGAAUGAAACCAUUGUUAGAUAUGGAACAAAACAAGACAUCACUAAUGUUCUUGCCAAAUUUCUUACAAGUUUUGAUGAUUUUGAUCCAUUGAAACAUCCAAGAAAGCUUCAAUUCCACUAUGAUCAAGAUUAUGCAUUAUUAGCUACUAUUGCUAAUAGUACUAAGCUUCUACUAGAUUUCAAUUUCUCUCCUUUGAAGAAAGAGUGCAAUGAAAAUACUCAAAAACAUUAUGAACUUCAAUUCAAGCUCAAUGAGGAAAAAAAGAUAAGCUACAACAAAUGUUUCUCACUCAAAACUCUUUACUUGAAAUCAAUAAGCUAUUUAACUAGUGAAGUAGCUUCAUCUAUUGUUUCAAGUUUGGAUCAUCUUGAGAGUUUGGUGAUUGUUUCAUGUAAUGGAUUGAAAUCUUUGAGUAUUGACUUUAACUUUGAGCUUCACAAGUUAACAAUUUUGGAUUGCUUGGAAUUGAAGUGGCUUCAUCUUAAAACUUCUAAACUCAAAUCAUUUCAAUAUAGAGGAUCACUUCCUUGGAUUUUGCCGGAAUUUCAUUUCAAUCUUAGUGAUGCUAUUCUUGAUUUUAGAUUAGGACUAAGUUGUGGUGGAAUUAAGAGUAAGGAUUUUGAUGCAACUUUGUUGACAAUAAAGAACUCUCAAGCUCUUACACUUUGUAGAUGGACUUUUGAGAUAAAUGAGAUGCCCUGAACACACAUCAAUGUUUCCUUAGAGCAACUUUUUGUGAAGAUUGAUGAUGAAAGUUAUUCAGUUGGAAGAUCCAAUUCAUUCUUAAUGCAAACAACUAAAUGUACAAAAUUAGAGCAUCUAAAAGUGAUAAAGUUUAUGGGGUUUACAUGUAGAAAAGAUGAAAUUUCAUUGGCAAAAUGUU